This is a messenger RNA of Oppiella nova, 219 nucleotides long. The record is from the annotation of a GenBank genome assembly. NCBI's taxonomy places the organism in Eukaryota, Metazoa, Arthropoda, Arachnida, Sarcoptiformes, Oppiidae.
AUGGUAAAGGCACACCUGUUGCCCCUCACCUUUCAUGUAUUGGUGAUGACAAAGUACGUAUUGCUGAAUUACUCGAUAUCUAUAAAGCUCAAGGGAUUGAUCGUAUUGUUGCACUUCGAGAUGGGACAGGUGCAGAAAUUCCGCGCUGGAUUCGUAAGCAACUUGCAACCUAUGGUGAUGACACUGCAAGUAUCAAAGCCUUUGGACAUGAAGUUGUGA